Exophiala oligosperma is the source of this 816-nucleotide messenger RNA. RefSeq lists its product as uncharacterized. The transcript has a single exon. Bases 1 to 816 code for a protein of 271 amino acids. The record is from RefSeq and is a predicted model, not a curated record. Lineage: Eukaryota; Fungi; Ascomycota; Eurotiomycetes; Chaetothyriales; Herpotrichiellaceae.
AUGGCUCCAUCUCUCCCACCGACCCCUAAGCCACAAAUCCCCAUGGAUUUCCUGGGACCACUUCAAGUCAUAGCGGCAGGUCUGCCACGCUGCGCGACAAGCACGCUCAAAGAAGUCUUCGAGGAUCAAUUGUCCAUUGGACCGACCAUGCACAUGAACCGCUGUCUUCCACAGCCAGCAAAGAUGAAACUUGUGCAUGACGCCCUUCGCGAGCAAGACACGAUGAAACGCCGCGCCAUACUAUACCAGCUGUUCCAAGGAUGCGCGGCCACCACGGAUUUCCCUGGCCAUCUGUUUAUCGAGGAUCUGGUCGAGAUGUACCCGGACGCCAAGGUGGUCCUGAACGUGCGCAAGGGAGGCGCCACGGACUGGGCGACGAGUAUGAAGACGACCAUCGCACCGUUCAUGAGCUGGUCGUACCGCGUGGCGUGCUACUGGAGCGUGCCGGAUUGGUGGCAUUAUCAGACGGAGAUAGCAUGGGAGGGUGACGUCCGAAAGCGCUUUGGUGUGAAUCAUUUUUGGGAUUCCGGCGUUUACGACAUGCACAACGAGUGGGUGAAGAGGGUUUGUCGUGAACAUGGGAAGGACGUGUUGCUCUGGGAGCCAGGCAUGGGAUGGGAGGAGCUGUGCAGGUUCCUGGGGAAGGAAGUGCCGGUCGUGCCGUUGCCGAGAAACAAUGAUCGAAAGAAGAUGGAGGGCGUUGUGAAAUGGAGGAUCGCUCUUGGAUGGAAAUUAUGGGCGAGGAAGGCUGUGAUGACAGUUCUAGCAACUGUCCUUGGAAGCUGGGGGUUGAACAGGAUGUUAACGCUGACUUGA